Ostrea edulis (European flat oyster) is the source of this 2309-nucleotide messenger RNA. Its product is annotated as mitochondrial genome maintenance exonuclease 1-like. Lineage: Eukaryota; Metazoa; Mollusca; Bivalvia; Ostreida; Ostreidae. Gene Ontology annotation, biological process: mitochondrial DNA replication. Gene Ontology annotation, cellular component: mitochondrion. The record is from RefSeq and is a predicted model, not a curated record. Bases 87 to 1256 code for a protein of 389 amino acids. The transcript has 6 exons. Gene Ontology annotation, molecular function: single-stranded DNA exodeoxyribonuclease activity.
ACUCAUGAAGAAAAAUUUGGUGGGAAAACGUCAACAUCAUCAUCAUCAUCGUGGAGGGUUAAAUGUAUGGCACUGAUGGGUGAAGAAUGUUAGGUCUGUGUCGCAGAGUAGGAGGCAGCUUGGGGAAGAGGCGUUUUUUUCCUGAAUGCUGUUCCAAAACCAGGCGUAUACAGCAGCUUGGGUACUGUAACCAGCAAGAAAGUGUGCAAGAUGUUAUAGCAUCUAUCAUCAAAGAGUCAAAAGUUCACAACUCAAUUAACAAUAAUAGGACUAGUAAAAUUCCAAACACUGCAGUUGGCAUAAAUGAGGAAAGAAUUAAAACUGAAAGAAAUGGUGACAUUCCAAGUGCUUACUCACCAACAGAUAUUGCAAGUGAUUUAGAAAUCGAAACUGCUGAGCCAGUGAAGAGUGAAAGUAAACUAAAAAAUUCCAGUCCGUCUCAUUCGGCAAGAAAAAUUUUAAAGGCUCUGGGCAAUUUAACUGAUGAGGAGGCCGAAACACUUGCUUUCAUAAAAAGUGUGAAAAUUUUCCAACCACUCACUUCUGAACUGGAGGAAAAUGGGGAGAAGUUUAGGGAAUUUGUGGAGGGAUUGAAAGUAAGGAACCUGCCCUCUGUCACCAAGAUUAUCAGUGCCACGCAGACAGAUUACCAGAAAUAUUUACUGGAGCAGUGGAAACUGAAGAUGAUAGAGAAGCUAGGACUCCAAGGCUUUGAGGAAUACCAAAAAGAAACUUUUGCAAAGGGUCAUAAACUUCAUAGUGCCAUACAGCAGAGGUUGUCAGAAGAAAAAGCAGACAUCCCUCCCAAUAUAGAGGGAUACUGGAGAAGUCUGCAACCUGUCAUCCCAGCCAUUGAACAUGUGUUUUCACUGGAGGACCAUGUUCAACACCCACACCUACAUUACAGAGGAAUUUUUGAUUGCCUGGCUAUCUACAGCAGCAUGAUGAAAGACCAGGGAGUAGGAUGUCCUUGUGUCAUUGACUGGAAGACGUCUUCCAAGCCAAAACCAACAUUACGAGAUACUUACGACUAUCCACUACAGAUGGUGGCAUAUCUUGGUGCUCUCAACCAGUCAGAUUAUCUUAUUGAGAAGGGGAUCCCCCCUGUAAAUAGUGCUGCCUUAAUUGUGGUGUAUGAGAAUGGGGACCCAGCCCACAUUCACUUCCUGGAUGCUGCCAAGUGCCAGACCUACUGGAGGAAAUGGUUGGACAAGUUACACCAGUACUGGUUACUGAGAGGCAAUGAGGCAUCUUGAAAGAACUCUCCAGAGAAACAUCCAUGCGAAAUGAAAUUCUGGAAUUGGAGAAAGCUUGUUAUUAACCACAUGCAACAAACUGGAAAGGAUAUACCAUUGAAUCAAGGAAAGCAGCAUUCCAGUGAAGAAACUUAAUGUUAAUAGAAUAACAAAAUCGUAAAAAGACAACAAACAACUGGAAAAAAGACAAAGAAAUAAAAAAAAAAAAAACAGGGGAAAAACAAUAUUACCAGUAAAACACAAGAUGCAUCAUCCAAGCCAUCAGUAAGAUAUCUGUUGGAAACCAGUGAAGAGCCAAUGCUCAAUCAAGACUUCAAAUUUUGUAAACCCCAAGCAAAACAGGUUGAAAACUAAAAAAAAUGUUUCAUGUUGAAAAAUGUUUAGUUUCACCAGUACAAGACAUACAUGUGUACAUGAAUAAUACUUAUACCAUUCAACAGAAAGCAAAUCAAUUCUUGUACUUGGUACUUUUUAUCCUAUCCAUGACAGAGUCAAGUUUUGCUUUUGAACACACUCUUUUAUAGACGUUUUUAACUUCUACCUAAGACUGUUUUUGUUUUCAAGUCUCAACAGCUUUCAAAGUCAUUUAAGAUAAGACAGUGAUGUAAUAAUCUUAAGGCUGCAGUCAUUAUGGUAUUCAACAUGUUCAAAUUUCACUAUAUUAUUUUUGCUGUAUGUUUUUAAUUAGAUUUUUCCCCAGCUUGAUAAUGGAUGACAGAUUUUAUAGAUAGUUGUUUUACCUAGCCCAGAUAAAGCAUUCACAAUCAAGGUGUGCAGAUGAAGCCUGGCAUUGUUUAUGUUCAGUAUUACAUAAAGUGGAAAUACUUGUUUUGCAUUCUUCCCUAGUAAUGAAUCUUUCUUCUUUUUUUUUGUCUGUUAUUGCACAUGGAAGCCUCUUGCUUUCUGGUCUUUAGUGCUCAAAUUACAUCAGGAUUCAAGUCCUUAGUUGCAAAGUAAAAGCAUACACUUACAAAAUGUAAAAGAAAAUAAUAAACUGUUGCUAAAUGCAUGUGAGCAACCAGCAUUGUGUUCUUUAAAUAACUCAAAAGUUUU